AUGACAUCAAGUAUAGAUAACCUUUUUAUGGUUUCGGUACAAGAAGCUGUGCAAAAAUCGUUAAAUAAUAACCAGCCACUAUUUGUUUUCUUAUCUAAGGAUGAUGAAACGUCGGGGACGUUUGCUGACGGGCUUUUGGGGAGGAAAGCUGGUGAUAAUGGGAGAUAUGUACGUGAAAAGAUUCAGAACCAGUUUGUGGCAUUAAAGUUGAUUGAAGACACCACGGAGUACGGGUAUUUUAAACAAAUUUUUCAAAAUUUGGUGGUACCCAGUUUUUACGUGGUUAACAAAGGGCAACUAUUGGAUGUCAUAACGCAAGAAUGUACAUCGGAACGGUUUGGAGAACAAAUACAGAAGAUUUGCGAUGAUUUGAAUGUAAAUAGAGCUGAUAAUUCAGUUGUUAGUGAACAACCCGGGGCACAUGCAAAUGCAGGGUCUAAUCAGCCUGCUGUAGUGCUGAACAGACAAGAACAAGUUUCGGCUUCUCUGACCCAAAUACAUGGUAAUACAUUAGGAAGAGAUCAUGAUCUGAAUGUUUUCAGGCAUAAACGGCAAAUUGAGGUGCUUAAAAGAGAGGAGCAAGAAGAGAAGAAAAGAAUCAGAGCAUUACUUGAAGCAGACAAGAGAGAACGUCACAUAGCGCAAAAACAUUUAACCCGAAAAGCUGCCGAAGAGUCAUCGGGUGAUGAAAAAGCUCGAAAAUCGAGUAAGAGUAAAUAUGAAGUGUGUUCGUUAUCAAUCAAGCUAUUUGAUGGGAAUUCCUUAAAGCACGAUUUUAAGGCUGAUCAAACUUUAAAUGAUGUGCGGAGCUGGCUCGAUAAUGAAACAGAGCAUCAAAUUAUCCCCAAUAACGCGUCGUUACCUUCGUUUGCGACUGCUUCGUACCCUCAGCCAACUCAUUAUGUCUUUCAUCAACCUGUCUUGCCCCGUGUAACAUAUAGCGACGAUGAGGAAUUUAAAAAAUUAGCUGAUUUGGGCUUAUGCCCUCGCUCGGUAUUGAUUUUGAAGCCUAUAUAUGACGCUAAGAGUUAUGUGAACGCCUACCCUAAUGGUAGAGCUCCUGCAGGUGUUCUACGCUCAGUUGGUGGUGCAAUCGGUAAGUUUGGUAAUGCCAUAUAUUCUUUCUUUGACUAUAGUGUCGGAGAUCUAACUCAAGACUAUGAAGGUCAUGUCGAUUUGGAAAGAUCUAGAAGUCCUCUAGGAGACUCGGAAGAUCCCAAUACCAAUAGGCCGACGGACAUCAAUAGUAUUAAUGAUUCGAACUUGGCAAGUCCCCCAUCUGAAAGAGUUGAAGAAUACUUCGAUGCAAGACUAAGAAGUGGUGCAGGAACCCCUAAUGUGUUAUCAAUCAAUUCUGGAUCGCAGCCAUCAUUGAUUAAUUUUGGUUCUAAUCCAUCACCAGUACCGUUUUCUCGUGUACCCAAUAUGCCACAAUCAGAUAUGACAUCUGCUGGUAAUGGAGCAUCUAAUUACAAUGCUCGUUCGUCAACUCCAAAGCCAAUAAGCAGCAUACCAUCCGUAAGUAAUAUUCAGACUAUCCAUGAAGGAAGUUCUAAAGGUGAUUCGAAGAAUGAAUUAAAGGAGAAUUCAGAUGACAAAAGAAAUGACCGUGGUACAUACAACGGAAAUAGUGUUAAUUUAGGCGACGAUCAAGAUGACUAA
This is a messenger RNA of Debaryomyces fabryi, 1662 nucleotides long. RefSeq lists its product as uncharacterized. The transcript has a single exon. The record is from RefSeq and is a predicted model, not a curated record. Bases 1 to 1662 code for a protein of 553 amino acids. Gene Ontology annotation, molecular function: protein binding. Lineage: Eukaryota; Fungi; Ascomycota; Pichiomycetes; Serinales; Debaryomycetaceae.